UGCAGCUUCUUCUCAAUGAUAGACUCGUUGCUUUGUAUCAGGGCUGGUCCUGGCAAAGAAAAAACAUCAUCACGGUGAUGAGCAAGAAAGGAGGGACAAGACAGAGGGACCGCCCAGGAAACCCCGAGACCUCUGGAAAAGAAGAGACGGCACCACCCGCACCGACACCGGGAACAAGACUUCACAUUCAGUACCGGGUGUGAUAGAACAGAAUCGCUAGAAGAACAAAGGAGCCAAGUGGAGCCGAGAUUUAACCACUAAAAAGAUGGAGGAAAUAAUGUGUCAAAAGCUGAAGCAGAUGCGAAAGAUUAUGGAGAAGACGUCAGAGACCACAACGGGGAAGAAUUCGAGUCCAGGACACAACGUUGUGAUUGUCUCCGCUCUGGAGGAGAAAGAUGUCCAGUGGUUGUACCGAAUCCUCAGUUCUAGGCAUUUCCAAGAACAAGUGCAGAAUCUGAAGUCCGUCAGCAUCACGAAAACUAAGGAGAAGAACUGGGAAAAGCUGAUGGGGGAAUCCACAUUCUGCAUCUAUCUAUCUAACGAAAAUGAAUGGGUGCAGGGAGCCGCGGCAUCUCAGAGGAUUAAACCACUGUCAGCCCGAGGAAAAAGAAACCUGGUUGUGGUGAUUGAUGAGGUGAAGAUCAGCAACGAGGAACAGAAGACACAGAUCCUGCAAGUAUUCCCUGAUAUAGAGAAAUAUGCCCUGGGGCUCCUCCUCUUCAGUAGGAUGGAGAAAGAAUCGGACUACGAGAGGUUUUUAACUAACUUCCUGCAGCCAAGACCGGAUAUCAACCGCAGAGGUUCCCAGGCUGCCAUUGCCCCAAAGGUUAUGCUCGGAAUAAGAUAUAAAGUUGGGAUUUUCUCCAGAUCAGCAGAUCGAGAAUACUCCUGGAUGAUGACCUUACUGGCCUCUGAGCUCUUCAGGGACCAUGUCCUCUCUGUCAGGCCAUGUUUUAUCUCUAACAAUGGAAAGCAGAGGUUCAAUGAGGAUUUGUCCCAUUGCACAUUCGGGAUUCUUUAUCAUACAAAGAACUUUGGCAGAGUGAACAUUACUGAUGUGAGAGAAAGUCUGUAUGAUGAGGAAAUACAAGACCUGUCCAUGACUCUCGGGAAGAAGAACGUAAUUGUGGUGAUCGAUGAUCUGGAGGACACAAGUGAUCAGGUGAAGAGUCGGAUCCUGCAAACACAGCCAAAGAUCGCCCAAUGCGCCAAAGACCUGGUCCUUAUAUCAUAUGAAGACAAAGCUGACAACAUGGGACAUUCUGCAAAAUCUAAGCUCCUAAAAUGUUUCCUCAGCCUUCCAGAUGACAGGUAUCCACCAGAAAACUCAAGAUAUGAAAAUAACAGAGGAGUCGGCCCUUAUUCAUCUAUAGAGAGGCCAAGAUCUCCGUCUUCUAUGGCUCCUCCAGAGCUGCCCCCCUCCUCCAUGACACAUGCCACACCGACUCCCUCACGAUCGGCCAUUGGCAUUUUCUCGCGGUUGGAGGAGGCUGACUACCUCUGGUUGAGGAGAUGGCUGACAUCUGAGGAUUUUGGACAUAAAGAUGUUUUAUGUUGUAAAGUUUCUGGUAAUGACGAGGAGAUGCAGAAGGUCGCCUUUCGGAGUAAGUUUGGGAUUCUGUAUCACAGUGGGAAGAAUGGGAAGAUCCGUCUGACCGAUGCUGUGGGUUCUCUGUAUCAGGAGGAGCUGGAGAAGCUGUCGGCAAAACUAGGGAAGAAGAGGAUGAUGGUCGUGGUUGAUGACUUGGAUGACAGUGGAGAUAAAUUGAAGCAGAAGAUCCUGGAGAAGCAGCCGAGUCUAGGGAGACUGGCAGCAGAGAUCUUCCUCUUCACCGCGGCCGAGAAGAAGGAAAUUGAUCAUCAAAGUCAGGGAAAACAUCACAGCAAAAUGAGCAAAUCAACAAGCAACAAAAUCAGCAGCAUAAAGAAAUGUCUGACCUGAAAUUAAACACCGCAAGCUGAAACAUCGCCCUAUGACCCUUCCAGA
Hyla sarda is the source of this 1987-nucleotide messenger RNA. RefSeq lists its product as uncharacterized. The record is from RefSeq and is a predicted model, not a curated record. NCBI's taxonomy places the organism in Eukaryota, Metazoa, Chordata, Amphibia, Anura, Hylidae. The transcript is spliced from 12 exons. The coding region runs from base 266 to 1942 and encodes 558 amino acids.